This is a messenger RNA of Knipowitschia caucasica, 363 nucleotides long. The record is from the annotation of a GenBank genome assembly. Lineage: Eukaryota; Metazoa; Chordata; Actinopteri; Gobiiformes; Gobiidae.
AUGGUGGGGGGGGGUGGGGAGCCAUGCGUAAGGUUGAGGUGGGUGGUUGUGCGAGCCAUGCUAGGGGGGGAGGGGUGGGGGGGGGUUGUUCGAGGCCAUGGCUUAUGGUGGGAGGGGGUGGGUGGUUCGAGCGCAUAUGCUAUGGGUGGAGGUGGGGGGUUUGGGUCGAGCCAUGCAUGUGGGGGAGGGGGUGGGGUGGGGUUCGCUGCCAUGGCUAAUUUGGGAGGUGUGUUUACCCCCCUGCACAUAGAUGUCAGACAUCUUCUCUCCUGUCAUGGAAAGCAUGCGUCCCUCGAGAAGAACGGGUCGUCAUGGGUCCAAGAACGGAUCACGCAGCUCCAAAGCUGGAUGCACGAGGCGUAG